UCCACCAGCACCAGAAGCGAAGUUGGGCAGAAAGUAGUAUCGACGAUUUUGCGAAAUCCUCGUUUCACCAGUCAUGGGAGACCUCAACAUUGCGCUGCUUGUCGUAGCAAUCGUUGUAUCAUUGCUCUCCAUCGCCGUCAGUAUCUAUCUCCUUGUUAACUACCAACAUCCGGAUGACUCAAACCAAGCCUACUUCCCAAAACUUGUCGUGGUCAUUGGUCUUACGCUUGCGCAACUUUCAGUUCUCAUGCUUCCUGCGGACGUUUCGAACAGGCAAAGCUGCAUUAAUGGCUUUGUGAACGGAGAUUGCUCUGAGACUCUGCCCAUGAGAACUUUGUGGUACAUCCUUUGGAUUGCAAUAUGUGUCAUGGUCUUCGUCAUCAUCCCAUUCUCCAUUUUCUUGUACGAGGACGAUGAAGAAAAGGGUACCGGAAAACGGGUAUUGCAUGCGCUCUUGUGGUGUCUGCUGUCAGUGUUUGUUUUCGGGGGCCUCCUUGGGGUUCUUUACGGAUUUGUUGGUUACGUAGAGUAUCCUGUGAAGAGGCUGGUCUCUGCGACUAUCCCUAUGACAAAAGACUUUAGCGCGCUUAGUAGUCAGGCUUCUUGUGUUUCCUUGUAUAAUACUGGUCUGGGUGCGUGUUCUUCAUAUUCUUCUCCUCAAGGAUCCAAGACCACAUGGACACUGAGGGUCUCGUUUUCGAAGUACAUUAUUGCGCUAUUUACGAUACUGGGGUCUCUCCUAUUCUCUAUUUUUGGUGGCGUUGGCAUAGCCACCUUGCCACUUUCAUCAAUUCUUUCCUUUCUGAGGCGGCCAAGGGCUACAAUAAGCCGUUCUGAAUACAUUAAGGAAGCCACGGCUAUUGGGAAGAAGGCCAAGGAGAUACAUGAACUAGCUGUCACUCUCCAGCAGGAGGAGAGAAGUGGCAGCAAAACUUGGGCAUGGAGGCGGAAUGCAAAGAAGCUGCAGCAGGCGCUUUUCCAUUUGGAAGAGGAGGAAGCUGAGCUCCGAGAAAGAUUUCCCCAAGGAGAUGAAGCAGAGAUGUUCUGGGCUAUGACAGUAUUUGUUUACAUUGGGAAACUUAUAUUUGGAAUCAUCGGGCUUGGCAUUUCUGUGGCUUGGAUUGUGCAUAUUAUCAUUUAUAUGCUCAUACAGCCUCCAGCAUCGGCUUUCCUCAACAGUUUUUUCAUAAUGCUUGAUCGAUGGUGGGGACUGCUGGGAACAGGAGCAUUUUCUGUCUUCUGCUUUUACCUCUUCCUAGCUGUAAUGUCCGGAGAGAUGUAUCUUGGUCUCAACAUUCUACUGUUGUCGAUUCAUCCUAUGAGGUGGAAUGCUACCCUUAUGAGCUCUUUCUUGUUUAAUGUGGCCCUCAUACUUUGCUGCGCAACGAGCGCAAUACAAUUUUGUGCAAAAGCCUUUGCUGCCUAUGCACAAGAAACAGCCGUGCAGGAGAUAUUUGGUCAUACUCUAGAAAACCUGCAAGGGAUACGCUACUUAUACGUGUUUAACUUGUUCCAGUACAUCUUCAUUGUCAUGUUUGCUGUGACAUUCAUAUACUUCUUGGCUGUGGAGCGGAAGAGAUUGAAGAGGAAGGGAAAGAAGCAAGCCCCUUCUUCCACAUGAAGCUGGUGUGGUAGUCGAGUCUCCAGCUGCAGAUAUAUAUACUUGAUCCUUAUACAGCAUGAUUAUGAUGCCUGUAAGAUAACUCAAUUGUUGGGCUGAGAAAAGCCCUUAGGAUCUUUCCAGAGACUAAGUCCCAGUUGUAGCAGGCUUGAGUAAUGCAGCGGAAGUUGAGGUAGUUGAACCCUUGUACUAGUAUAUGAGAACAAG
Messenger RNA from Closterium sp. NIES-67, 1828 nucleotides. The record is from the annotation of a GenBank genome assembly. NCBI's taxonomy places the organism in Eukaryota, Viridiplantae, Streptophyta, Zygnematophyceae, Desmidiales, Closteriaceae.